CCGGCUGAGCGGAACGAGCCGGGCGCCGCCGUCCGGGCGCGGGAUCCCAGUCGGGCGGGAUGGAGGAGGGCGGCGUGUUCGACUCGUUCCUUUCCGGAGCUUGUGUGCUCUUCACCCUCGGCAUGUUCUCCACCGGCCUCUCGGACCUCAGGCACAUGCAGAUGACCCGAAGCGUGGACAGCGUCCAGUUCCUGCCCUUUCUCACCACGGAUGUCAAUAACCUGGGCUGGCUGAGUUAUGGGACCCUGAAGGGAGACGGGACACUCAUAUUCGUCAAUGCAGUGGGCGCCGUGCUUCAGACCCUGUACAUCCUGGUGUACCUGCGCUACUGUCCGCAGAAGCGUGCCGUGCUCCUGCCCACCGCAUCCCUGCUGGGGUUCCUGCUGCUGGGCUAUGGCUACUUCUGGCUCCUGGUGCCCGAGCCUGAUGCCCGGCUCCAGCAGCUGGGCCUCUUCUGCAGCAUCUUCACCAUCAGCAUGUACCUGUCACCGCUGGCUGACCUGGCCAAAGUCAUGCAGACGAAAUCCACACAGCGGCUCUCCUUCUCGCUCACCAUUGCCACCCUCCUUACCUCAGCCUCCUGGUCCCUCUAUGGGUUCCGACUCCAAGAUCCCUACAUCAUGGUGCCCAACCUCCCGGGAAUCUUCACUAGCCUUGUCCGUUUCUGGCUCUUCUGGAAGUAUCCACAGGAGCCAGACAGAAACUACCGGCUCCUGCAAACCUGAAGUGGUCCCCUCCCCAACUCCACGCCAACGUGAUACCAAAGAUGGCUGGUGCCGCUGCCCAGCAGCUCCAUGGGUGCAGCGGGCUAUGGGCACACAGCCACUGGGUGCUCAUAGCGUUCAAAGAAACAGCUUUCCUUAGACGGUCAGGUGGGACCUGGGGGAUGAAUCAUGCCUAAGGCUUUUUUUUGGUUUUUUAAUACACUUUAGAAAUUGUCUUUCUUAAUCUUCAGGUGAUUUUUUUGGAAGGUGCCUUAUAAUAAAAUGGUCUCCACCCUU
This is a messenger RNA of Ochotona curzoniae (black-lipped pika), 1001 nucleotides long. RefSeq names its product solute carrier family 50 member 1 (gene SLC50A1). The record is from RefSeq and is a predicted model, not a curated record. The coding region runs from base 60 to 725 and encodes 221 amino acids. The transcript has 6 exons. Gene Ontology annotation, cellular component: membrane. Gene Ontology annotation, biological process: carbohydrate transport. Gene Ontology annotation, molecular function: sugar transmembrane transporter activity. Lineage: Eukaryota; Metazoa; Chordata; Mammalia; Lagomorpha; Ochotonidae.